Molecule: messenger RNA, 2482 nt
Organism: Abrus precatorius (Indian licorice)
Lineage: Eukaryota; Viridiplantae; Streptophyta; Magnoliopsida; Fabales; Fabaceae
Product: PI-PLC X domain-containing protein At5g67130
Exons: 9
Coding region: 1-2211 (736 amino acids)
Biological process (GO): lipid metabolic process; protein phosphorylation
Molecular function (GO): protein kinase activity; ATP binding; phosphoric diester hydrolase activity
Source: RefSeq, a predicted model, not a curated record
AUGAAUUGGGUUCGCGGAGAGUUGCUGGGGAGUGGAAGCUUUGCCACCGUAAACUUAGUGAUACCCACAAAAGGAUCCACGAUAUUUGAUUCUUCCACCGCCGUCAAAUCCUCCGACGUUCAUACCUCGUAUAUGCUAAAGAACGAGAAACAAGUACUCGAUCGCCUAGGAUUUUGUCCCCACAUCAUCAACUGUUUUGGUCACGACCAAACCAUCGAAAACGGCAAAGAGUACUACAAUAUUUUUCUCGAAUACGCCGCAGGUGGUUCUCUCGCUGAUCAGCUCAAGAAACACGGUGGACACAUCCCGGAACCUCUCGUUCGGCGAUACACGAGGUCCGUCGUCGAAGGUCUCAAGCAUGUUCACUCCAAGGGUUUCGUCCACUGCGAUGUGAAGCUUCAAAAUGUUCUCGUUUUGGACAAUGGCGAUGUUAAGAUCGCGGACUUUGGGCUGGCGAAGGAGACAGGGGAGAAACAGGGGAAGUGGGAGUGCAGGGGAACGCCAUUGUUCAUGUCGCCAGAAUCAGUGAACGACAACGAGUACGAGUCGUCGGCGGAUAUAUGGGCCCUUGGUUGCGCCGUGGUGGAGAUGGUAACCGGAAAACCCGCGUGGAAAGUGGGUAACGGGUCGAAUAUACUGUCGUUGUUGAUCCGAAUUGGAAUGUGUGAUGAAUUCCCAAAUAUUCCCGAGGAACUCUCACAAGAAGGGAAAGAUUUUCUUGGGAAGUGUUUCGUUAAAGAUCCUAAGAAGAGGUGGAGCGCUGAAAUGCUUCUGAAUCACCCUUUCAUCGCCGAUCACACUGUUCCAUUGGACCAAGUCAAUGAGUCGUUGCCUUCGCCGUCUCCGAGAACCCACUUUGAUUUCCCGCACUGGGCUUCCGCUGUUACAGUUUCGCCGGAUUCCGGCGAGAGGCAUGCAUGGGACUCGCCGGAAGACCGGCUCCGGCGGCUGGUAACGGAUAAGAGGGCGAUGGACUGGUCACAAUCGGAUAGCUGGAUCAAUGUUGGAGUUCAGAUCGGAGAAACUUGCGGGUCAGACAACAAAUGUGAUGCUGGUCUCAGCUGCCAGACAUGUCCUGCAAAUGGGAAUACCCGACCCAGAUGUUCCCGGAUACAACCUUCGAAACCCACCUCCAAAGUCAAUGGUUUACCGUUUAAUCACUAUUCAUGGCUUACGACCCAUAACUCUUACGCUCUGGCCGGAGCGAGAUCGGCAACCGGGUCUUUCAUUGUAGCCCCAAUGAACCAGGAAGACACAGUUGCUGAUCAACUCAAAAACGGCGUUCGAGGAUUUAUGUUGGACAUGUAUGAUUUCUUAAACGACAUAUGGUUGUGUCACUCCGCUGAAGGCAGAUGUUACAACUUCACUGCAUUCCAACCUGCCAUAAAUGUGCUUAAAGACAUUGGAUCAUUUCUUGAUGCAAAUCCAUCUGAAAUAAUCACCAUCUUCAUCGAGGACUAUGUCUCGUCUUCUCAGGGCCUAACUAAGCUCUUCCAAGCUUCAGGCCUCAGCAAGUACAUGUUCCCACUCUCUCGCAUGCCCAAGAACGGUGAAGAUUGGCCAACUGUCGAUGACAUGGUCCAGAAGAAUCAGCGCCUCAUCGUUUUCACUUCCAAAUCAUCUAAAGAAGCUUCUGAAGGCAUUGCUUACCAGUGGACAUAUGUUGUAGAAAACCAAUACGGAGAUGAUGGAAUGAAAGCUGGUUCUUGUCCAAACCGUGCAGAAUCACCAACAAUGAAUACAAAGUCUAGGUCACUGGUUCUGGUAAACUAUUUUCAUUCUGCUCCAAAUCGCUCUCAGGCAUGCGCUGACAAUUCCGCUCCACUAAUUAGCAUGAUGAAGACUUGCCAUGAAGCUGCCGGUAACCGUUGGCCAAAUUUCAUUGCUGUUGAUUAUUACCAGAGGAGUGAUGGCGGAGGAGCACCGGAAGCGGUUGAUGAAGCAAACGGUCACCUCACUUGCGGGUGUGACAGCAUUGCGUUUUGUAAGGCAGACGCUAAGUUUGGCACAUGCGAUGUUCCUCCUAUUUCUCCACCUCCACCUGCUGCAGAAACUGCCCCAAAUGGAAACCAGCAGUCCCAAAAUAGUAUUCAUGCAAACAGUGCUCAUUUUGAUAGAACAGCCAAGUUUAUGCAAUCGGUUGUGGUAAUUUUGGCUACGAUAACUUCCUUGGACGGUCAUAGAAUGUCAUUAUUUCGGCAGGGAUUCUAGUUUUGUGAAAAAUAUGUAUGUAUGUAUGUUGUAAACAUUGAGUUUAGAGCCAAUUUGAUUCCGAGUAUUGUAAGGAAUCCGAGUCUUUUUCCACCACACAACAGCAAUCUAUGGCUGUAUUGUGAGUCGUGACUUGAUUUGUUUGAUCGAUGGUUGUCAAAUUCUUGUCACAUGAAAAACUCCUUUCUACUAACUUCUGUUGGAUGUGUAGCUGUUUCUUUUAAAUGCAGUUCCAUUUAAUGCUUUUAAAUCUCCAAAUGAACAUCCAAAU